AAAGAAUUGUUUUUACUUUAAGUUUUGAGAAUUUAUGAAAAAAUUUAAAGAAAAAAAUGGAUUUAUACUUAAUCAAAAUUUUAACGUUGAACAUUUUUUUAUCAGAAGUAUUAACUUUUUCGUGCUUCCGUGCUUUAUGUAAUUCAGGUACUAAAUCUAAUACAGCAUUAGAAACUGAAAAUGAAAGUGCUACAUCUAAUACAGUUACAGUAUUAGAAACCAAUAAUGAAGGUGCUACAUCUAAUACAGUUACAGUAUUAGAAACCAAUAAUGAAGCAUUAGAAACUGAAAAUGAAAGUACUACAUCUAUAUUUAUCUAUGAAACAGCAUUAGAAAUCGAAAAUGAAGAUUGUCCUAUUUGUGCAUGCGAACUUUCCUCAGUAAUUAGAAAACAUGAUUAUUGUGGUAGGAAGUUUCAUAAUGCUUGCAUCUUCAAAUGGAUAUUUAUGAAAUAUAACCCAACUUGUCCAAAUUGUCGAAAAUCAUUAACUAAUACGUGUAUUGUUUGUAAGCAUCCAGUACCAGCAGAUAAUAGAUUUAUUUAUCAAACAACGUGUUGUAAAAAAUAUAUGUGUAACAUGAAUCGUAAAUGGUAUGAAAAAUUUUGGAAGGGUGAAUGUAAAUAUUGUAACAAAAUUUAUGAAAAUGUGUGUAGUGAUUGUAAGAAUCCAAUACCGACAGAUAAUAGAUAUAUUUAUCAAACACAGUGUUGUGAAGAAUAUAUUUGUAAUGACUGUCGUACACAUCAUGAAAAUACUUGGAAGGGUGAAUGUAAAUAUUGUAAAAAAAUUUAUGAAAACGGAUUAGAAUGGAAACAAACUCGUGUUCCAGUAACAAUAUCCAUUAGAGCAACUCCGUGUAGAAUUUGCUAUAAAGAAGAAGCUUUCCAUAGUUUUUCCUCAGAGUGCAGUCAUUGGUUUUGCAAAGAAUGCCUUGAAAAUUCUUUACAAAAGAAAAAUUACUGUCCAAUUUGUUAUGAAGUUUAUGAUGAAAAUUAUGAGAAUAUAUAAAAUUUUAUUUAAGAGUGUUAUCCAAAAAUAAUAUUUUUUAAUUUUAAUGUUAAAUUACAUUGUUUAUUGUACAAGAUG
Molecule: messenger RNA, 1088 nt
Organism: Daktulosphaira vitifoliae (grape phylloxera)
Lineage: Eukaryota; Metazoa; Arthropoda; Insecta; Hemiptera; Phylloxeridae
Exons: 17
Coding region: 57-1010 (317 amino acids)
Biological process (GO): protein ubiquitination
Molecular function (GO): ubiquitin protein ligase activity
Source: RefSeq, a predicted model, not a curated record